Molecule: messenger RNA, 4482 nt
Organism: Rotaria sp. Silwood2
Lineage: Eukaryota; Metazoa; Rotifera; Eurotatoria; Philodinida; Philodinidae
Source: the annotation of a GenBank genome assembly
AUGAUAUUAAAUUCUGAAACGAAUACAGACGAAAUAUCCGACGAAUAUAUCUUUGAAGGAGAAUCAUUUAGAUGUCGAUUAAGUUUUUAUGGGCGAGGACAAAAUGCAAGUGCACCAACACUUGUUAAUAAUAGAACAAAUUUGCAUAAAGGUGAUUUAUUUGUUAUUAAUUUAAAUGAUGAAGGUACACAAAAACUUGUUAUGGAAGUUGAUGAAGAACGUUCUGCUACAGCAGCACAUCCAGUCGAAAUGCAAGUUAAAGAACAAUAUUUAAGUCGAGGUGAUAUGUGGCGAUUUUCUCGUAAAUUAAAAAUUUUAUGUAGUGCUAUGGUUUAUGGUUUAUGGGUCGAUGCAGCACCAUAUCGUGUCUCUUCUGGUUAUAUAACAAAAGAUACAAAAAUUGUAUUUCGCUCAUUGAGUGCUUGUUGUACAAUAUUUUUACAAAUGUCAAAAGAAAUGUGGGAUUUUGAUCAUCAUGGUGAUACAUAUUAUGAAAAAGCUGUUGAUGGUUUUCUUGCUGAUUUAUUUACUCGAUGGAAGUUAAUGAGUUGUCAACAUGAUGUAACAAUGACUUUAUUUUCAAGAGUAUUUUAUGAUGCAAAAUCUUUAGAAGAUUUUCCACAAAGUUUACGUGAAGAUAUUAAUAAAGAUUAUCGUGGAAGAUUUUAUGAAGAUUUCUAUCGUGUUAUCUAUCAAAAUGAACGUUAUGAUGAUUGGUCACCUCGUUUAGCAAAAAUUAAAAAAGUACUUGUUAAUUACAAGGAAGAUCUUCUGACUUAUCAUAAAAAAAAAUUACCUGAAGCUGAAGCUGAUAAAAUGCCUAAUGGCAUUAUAUCAUGUGCAGCUGAUGGAAAUUUUCUAGAAACAUUAAAUUUAUCAUCGAGUGUGAUUGAACGUCAUUUUAUUGAUCAACCAUUUGAUCGUCUAGGACAAAUGUCAUUGGUUAUAACGCCUGGUGCUGGUGUAUUUGAAGUUGAACGUGAAUUAACAAAUAUGACUAAACAACGUGUAUUAGAUAAUGGAAUUGGAAGUGAUCUUGUGUGUUUAGGUGAACAACCAUUAUUUGCUGUACCACUUUUUAAAUUUUUUAAAGAAAAUCCAAAUACAGCUGAUGAUUAUCAAAUACCACAUUGGAUGAAUUUAAGUUAUUAUCAUCGUUCAACUGCACCAUCAUGUUUUUCAAGUUAUAUUCCACGUUUACCAUUUGAUAAAAAUCGAAUCAAAGGUGGAAUGUUAGAUGUUAAAAAUAUUAUGAAUUCAAUUCCAGAAGAUCCAUUUACAAAACCACUACAUAUGUCAAUGGAAGAAUAUGAUGAUCAAGUAUUUCGAAUACACACUAAAUUAUUAACAAAAGAUAAUUGUCCAGAUAGAUCAAACAAGAAUGAAACUCGAAUAUCUCGAAGACGAUAUAUUACUAUGGAUCCGAUAUGCUCACAAUCAAUCCAAGAAGAAGAAGAUUCUUUACACGAACAAAAUGGACUUUUAAUUAUAAAAAAAAAUACUCAAUUAAUAUCUGAAGUUCAAGAUUAUCCACGACCUUAUAAUGCACAUAUUAAAGAUGAUAUAUUUCUUUCAACAUCACAUGGAAUAGCAUCAUCAAGUGUUACUAACAAUUAUCAAUUUCAUAAUACAUUUAAUCCGUCAUUCCAAAUUUUAUUUUCUAAUCCACAAAGUUUAUUACGUGUUGCAAAGAGUGCUGAUACAUAUUUUUUAUCAUCAAGUAUAUUUGCUCGUAUACAAGCACGACCUAAAGCAUUAAUAAAUCCAUUUGCACCAGCCAGUAUUCGAAUACCAAUGGCACCAGGACGACGUCGAUGGGCACAUACAUUUCCUAUGGGUCCACAUAAAUUACCAUGGCAUUUUCAUCAUUUACGGCAAACGGAAAAUAAAACAAAACAAGAAAUGUCUGUUGGUGUUUCUGCAUGUGUUCAUCUUGUACUUCCUGGUACAUCAAAAAGACUUCUAAAUGGUCUUGUGUCAAAACGAACAAGACAACGUGUAAAAAUACGUAGUGAUUCAUCUUCUCGACGUAACCGUAUUAUUAGUCCGUCCAAUUAUGAAAUCAAACGUAAUUCAUCCGAACGAAAAGAUAGUGGUAAUGAUGAGAAUCGAACAAAUGUUAGUGGUAAUACGAGAAAAAAAUCCGGUACCGAUGGUCCAAUGAAAUCAUCAACUUCUAAAAGAGAAAAAAAAGAAGCAAUUAUUUGGGGACCAACUGGUGUUGAACCAUGGAGUGCAUCAAUGAUAACUGGUAUCGAUUGGAAAUCAUUAACUAUACCAGCAUCACUUCCGAUAACAGUUGAUGUUACACCUUCAGCUGAAGAAUUGCAACGUGAUUAUACACAUAAUUCAUAUACACUUAUUCAUGCUAUACCACCACAAAAUGAAUUUGAUAAAAAGAAAAAAUAUAUUCAGAAUGGUAAUGUUAAUAAUGAAAACCAAAUUCCAUGUGAUAAUAUGGAACGUCAAAAAAUAACUUUUGAUGAAUUAAUUGAUCAACGAUUAUCACAGGGUUUUCAAAUGAUCAUUGAAAUUCCUGGUCAUAUUCAUCAAAAAAUGAUUGAAUCAAUUCGACGUGCUGGUUAUAAAGAAACGGAAUAUAAUCGUUUACUAAGUAUUGGUAGAAUUUAUCAUACAUUAAGUCUUGUUCGAGAAGAAAAUCAAUCACAAGAUACUGUUGUUAUUUAUGUUCAACAACAUAAACCACAAUAUGUUUUUCAACCGAAACCUGUUCGUUAUAAAUAUCGUUUUCAAUGUCCAGAUUCAUCAGAUUAUGAUCCAGCAUGUUAUCAAUUACAACUUGAAAGUUUAGAGUCAUUUUUAUGGAAUUUAGUUGAUAUCGUUGUUGGAAAUCAUGGUACAGGUGAUCAUAAACUAUCAGAUUUAAUGAAAUAUUGGCAUACACGUCUUGUACUUAUGCCUGCAUCUAAAGAUUAUACUAUAAAAAAUAUAGAAUCUGGUCAAACAAAAUGUGAUAGUCGUGAAGAAAUGUCACAUGAAGAUUUUUUUCUUUAUGUUGAACAUUUUGUUCGAUUUUUAUUUAUGCUUAAUAAACUUACACGAUUACCUAUGCUAUUAAAAGAAUGUUCACGUCGACCUCUAGAUCCAUUAACGGGUAAAAAACGAAUGGAUCCUCCAAAACGACAAGGAAAAAAUUUAAUUCCAACUCAAAUGUUUCGAUUAGCUAAUAUAAUGUCCGACGAUAUAAAUUCAAUAAAUAAUUUAUUAAAUUUAUUUCAAGAUGAUCAACAAGGUUUAUUAUUUGUUAAAGAUGCAGUUUUGCCAGAGUAUACAUUUAUUGCAAUUGAAGCUAUUUGGUGGUCUAUUGAACAUGGUGAUGAUAUAGAAAAUGAACAAACAGCUACGCGUUUGUUUCAAUAUUUAUUUACAAAUGGAUAUAUUCGACAUUGUACAAAUAAAGAAAAUAAUUUUCGUUUUGGAUUUUUUCUUUAUUACAUCGUGACAGAAAAGACAAUAAAUUUUCGUCUCGAAUCAAAUGAUUAUGCUGAAGUUGAAUUUCAUCAAACACAAACAUACAUUCCAUCGAUGGAUUAUUUAGGUUUUGGUGAAUGUAAACCAAUGCGUUUGUUACCUAAAUUAAUUGAUAAUCCACCCGUAAAACCUAAAAAACAACGAUCUACAUCAAAUGGAAUUAAUUUUUCUUCUCCUUUAAAUACAAAUAAUAGUAAAAUACAAACUCCAUCAAUAGUUCUUAAACGUGAUUGUAAUGUAGAUGUUGAUUCAAAUCAUAUAUCAGAUAGACAUGAAUGGGCAACAGCACAUUAUCAUUCAUUUUAUAAUCCGCAUUGUUUAUUUGAGCUUGAAAUUCGUUGGCUUGUUGCAACAUCAUGUAUACUUGGAGAUUUAAUUACACGAUGGUCACAAUGUACAGGAAUGAUGCUUGGAUCAAAUCAAGUCGCAUUUCAUCUUGUACCAGUUCCGUGUGAUCCUUUUGCUGAAUUUGAUGCACUUAGAGGUCCUAUUUAUAUCAAAAUGAAUUCAUCAUGUCUACGCGAUAAACUUGCGGAUCUCCCCGAAACAAAUCAAGUUCAUCGAAUAAACAUCUUUCAAGAACUCAUCUUACAACGUUAUGGCUUUAUUUUAAAUGCAUGUGUUAGUUAUAAAAAUGAAAAUAUUUACUAUGUUCAUAUUAGUGGUGGUAUGCUGGUUUAUAUUAUAUCCGAUGUUUAUAAUGUUCAUUAUAACAGUCAAACCACACGUAUUAUAUCAAAUAGAGUUACAGCUGAUAGUGAAUUAUCACCAUUAGAUUGUGGAUUCUAUUGGUGUUGGAAUUUUUGUUUAGGAAAGAAAUGGCGUAGUUCACAAACAGGUGAAGAAAAAUAUCAAGAUAUUAUGUUAGCAGAUUUUCGGGCAUUUUGUGAUAAUGAUAACAAUCGUUUGGUUAAUUUUUGGAACGAAACAAAUGAGAUGGCAAAUAAAAAAAUGACUGAAAAAGAGCAAGAAUUACGUAAUGAGGAUUAG